This is a messenger RNA of Ochotona princeps (American pika), 3359 nucleotides long. RefSeq lists its product as uncharacterized. The transcript is spliced from 2 exons. NCBI's taxonomy places the organism in Eukaryota, Metazoa, Chordata, Mammalia, Lagomorpha, Ochotonidae. Bases 1 to 78 code for a protein of 25 amino acids. The record is from RefSeq and is a predicted model, not a curated record.
AUGACUUCCUGGCACCUCAGGGGAAGCAGGGUACAAGCCCAGAAACUCUUUCCCCACCACCACUUGUUGAAAAACUGAUCGAGGCAUCUCCGCGUUUGAACAGACGGCAAGUGCCAGGGUUUGAUGCCUCUCUGGCCUUGUGCGGGAGAUCAGUCACUGCUGAGUACCAAGAGGAAAAAAACUGGAAACUAACCCGAACCAUAUUGAGAGUCAAAAUGGAGAGAUUUGUAGUAACAGCACCACCUGCUCGGAACCGGUCUAAGACUGCUUUGUAUGUGACUCCCCUGGAUCGAGUCACUGAGUUUGGAGGGGAGCUGCAUGAAGACGGCGGUAAACUCUUCUGCACUUCCUGCAAUGUGGUUCUGAAUCAUGUUCGCAAGUCUGCCAUUAGUGACCACCUCAAGUCAAAGACUCAUACUAAGAGGAAGGCAGAAUUUGAAGAGCAAAACGUGAGGAAGAAGCAGAGGCCGCUGACUGCAUCUCUGCAGUGCAACAGUACUGCGCAGACAGAGAAAGUCAGUGUUAUCCAGGACUUUGUGAAAAUGUGCCUGGAAGCCAACAUCCCACUUGAGAAGGCUGAUCACCCAGCCGUCCGGGCUUUCCUGUCUCGCCACGUGAAGAACGGAGGCUCCAUACCUAAGUCAGACCAGCUGAGGAGAGCGUAUCUGCCCGAUGGAUAUGAGAACGAAAAUCAGCUCCUCAACUCACAAGAGUGUUGACAAGGAGGUUCCACUAUUGUGAUCAAGAUAAAUAAUGUGGAGUAUUAAAGUUAUGUGUUGAUUGUGUGGUUCAUUUUUUAUAUUUAUUUCAUUUGAAAUCAUGUGAUGCAGAAUAGUUUUGCAAUGUGUAUAUAGUUGCAGGCAAAAAAAAAAAAACACAAAAAUCUCACUGCAAAACUUGUUCAUUUUAGUCACCGAUGGUAUAAAGCAAAACUUGGCUUUAGAGUGUGCUAGGAUUCCUGAAACCUGAUGGUUAUCUUUAAAAUUAAUGGCUUUUGUCCUGAAAUGUUUGCAUGGAAGAGCUGCCCUGCUUUUUACCCUGUUGCCAUGUAUGAUUAUUCCUUAUGAGAUUACUUAAUUACUUGGGUUGAAGACCAGUGUAGGAAAUUGAAGCCGCUGCCAGGCAACACCAUUCAGUAACUUAGAGGAAUUGUUUCUGAUUAGAGGAUCCUCUUCCAACAGGAAGGGGUGAAAGGAAACUAUUCUUUCUCUUCAGCUUCCUAGCAGAAAUUAUUUUAUUUCACCUGUUUUACUUCUAUCUGAGGUAGCUGCCUUGAUUAGCCUUCAGUUCCUCACUCUUUUUUCUCCCUUUUAAAUGCCUAGAGUAUUUAGUAGCAGCUUCAAAUGACCAAAAGACUGAAAUCUUUUUUUUUUCUUUUUAAUGUCAGUGCCAAAAGCUGUGGGGAAUUUUGCAGUGACAAGAUUUUAGUCUCACAAUGAACCCAUCUUUGAACCAUAGUUUCAUUUUGAGCAUCAUCUUGAAUUUACGAACUUUUCUUUAUAUCUUAGUGUUGAAAGACUUUGGCAUUUUAAUUUAAUAAGGUAGAUAAUUUAUGGUCAAGUUUCCUUUUUACUGAGGAUUGCUACUUUUUGGCUGACCAAACAGAUCAUAAAGAAAUUACUAUUUAAAUAUUAAGUUUUCCUUAAGAUUUUUUUUAGGUUUAUUUAGAUAGGUUGAUUAGAAACAAGGUUGCUUCCAUUUUUAUCUGUUUUGCGCCUGGUGGUAUAAGGUGUUUAAGCAUGGAUGGUAAAGAAUUACCCAGAAAUUCUAAAACUCAGUAGUGGCAUUCAGACAGUAUCCUUGCAUAGCUGUCUGGGUGAGGACAAUUCUGGCAAAGGUCAACCCUGGUCAGGAAAUGAUCUGUCUGAACCUCAAGCUGUAAGGUUUUCAGAGUAGCUUAGCCCAGCUAAAUGUUGUCUGUUAUGAACCCAAGUUGUAUUUUAAAAAUGUAAUACCUGAGAACUUGGGCUAGUGCUUUAACUGAAAAUCUUAAAUUCUUUCAAAACAUUUACGUUGAAGUUUUUUAUAAAAUAUAUUCCCAUUACAGAUUGCUGAGAAAUGAUAUCCUGUGUGACUUGGGAGUUAAACAACAAAAGUAAGGAAAGGAUUGUUGUCAAAAAUGGCCAUGUGAUUUUAGAUUCUGAUUUAUUUUCACUUAAAAAAGUAAGCCUGCCACAAGAAAAUUGUCAGGAUUUUAACUAUGACUUUUCUUGCUUUGGUUAUGUUACAGUAGCAUAAUAAAUGCCUCCAGUAGUGCUCUCAGUAAAGCAGUGCGUGAGGAAACCAGCAGCAAAGCACAACCAAAACAUGUUUUGCUAUUAUUUCCUCUAAGAAGGAAUUUGCAGGCAACCAUAUUUUGCUUUAAUUGUCUAAGACAGUAGGCAAUCUAAACGGCUAGGGAAAUAAUUGAGUUUAGUAGCACUAUUUUCAAAAUUCAAAAGUAAGUUAAUCAUUUAAUUCCUUGGAAUUUCACGAUUCAGCCUGCUCCGUGUGUUGGUUUUAAUUUGCACUAACCACAAAUGUGUAGUGGCAGGUCAGCUUUUAGUAGUCCUAAGCAGUAAGCUGGAUGAUGUUGCACCAGAGAAACAUCCAUAAGUUGUGUUUGAAUUUCUAAUAGUUAUUGGCGAGCUAAUCAUUUAGGUCUCCUAUAACAAUGUAUUAUUCCAGGCUCCUUAAUAUUUCCUGCUGGACUCUGUCUAGGGGCAUAGUCUUGGCUGUUGGAUUGUAUCAUGUGCUUAAGAGUGUUCCAUCUUGCGAGGGUUUAAUAUUUUCACUGAUUAUGAGGCUGGUUCCCUAAAACUGGUUAGCUUUGUCUCAUAGUUAAAUAAAGCAGAAAGAUUGUUUUAGCCUGCUCAAACUGGUGUAAGUCCAUGAAACUGAUUGGCGUAAGUUAAAUAAUAAAUGAGAAUGAGGCAUAUGCUGCUUUGGAGAUACAGUAAAUGUGUACAGAAGCUUUCUUAACUAUAUAGUGUUAGUGUGAUGCUAUACUAUUGGAAAAAUAGCUUUUUCUAUUUUGUAAGUUGUACGCAUAAACAUAAGCUUUGUAAUGUUUGAUUUAUAAACUGCCUUCUUUAAUACAUGCUUACCUGUUAAUAGUGUUUUCUCCAAGUUUGAUAGUAUGUCUUCCAGAAGUUCAUAUAUGCUUACAGUAAAUAGUUCCUGAUUUGUUGAAAUGUUAACCUUCUUGUUGGUUUCUGAGUCUGUGGGCAUAUAGCAAGCCUGAAGGACACUGUAAUCAUCUUGUACAGGGUGACUGUGUAUGAGAGCCUUUAUAGCUACUUUAUCCAUUAUCAUCUACAAUUAACGUUACUUUUUGCUUUGUUUUCAAAUAAAACAAAUGCUCCUUUGAGUUUAAUGCA